Phytophthora nicotianae INRA-310 is the source of this 3207-nucleotide messenger RNA. RefSeq lists its product as hypothetical. The coding region runs from base 1 to 3207 and encodes 1068 amino acids. Gene Ontology annotation, biological process: epithelial cilium movement involved in determination of left/right asymmetry. Gene Ontology annotation, cellular component: ciliary basal body; centrosome. The record is from RefSeq and is a predicted model, not a curated record. The transcript is spliced from 7 exons. Lineage: Eukaryota; Oomycota; Peronosporomycetes; Peronosporales; Peronosporaceae. Gene Ontology annotation, molecular function: protein binding.
AUGGCGCUGGAUGAGGAUGGGAAGCCUCUAAUGUCGCUGGAGGAGAUGAAGGAAGGAAUGUUUCAGUCCAUUCGUGACAAUGGCACAGUGGAGCUUAUUCGGGCACAACUUCGAAGACAGUUCAUUGAGAAAUUACAGCAGCAUCGACUGAAUGAUGAUCGAGACGAUGAAAACAACGCUGGGCGAGCAAACCAAGAUGCAGUGAGCUCAACGCCUGACGAGAAGUUGGUACACGGUUUGGUAGCGGAAUAUCUGGCAAGCAAGGGAUUAGAAAACACACUUGCCGUGUUUAUACCUGAAAUCGGAGGCUCUCGAAACCAAGUGGACAGCACGACGAUCUUGGAGAUUCUUCAUGUGAAUUCGAGUAUCCAAAACAAACUCAAAAUGGAGCGGGUAAGUACGGGGCAUUCCCUACUUUUCGUUCUUGUAAAAGAAUUGGUACGUCGAUUUCAACUUGCUACGAUGGACUCGGGAACGCAAACAGCUAUGGAUUGCUUUGACCAUCGCAUCGUGUUAGAAAAUGAAUUACGACGGGUUGAGAACUCUUAUCUAGCGGAAUGUGCAGCUCAAAAGCUCGAUCCAGAGAAGUCUCUAGAAGAGCGGAUGGUGCAAUAUCAACGCGAAUACGACCGCAUUUGCGAGAAGCGCCUUCAAGAAGAGCUGGAGCAGUACAAAUCUACCGAAGUCGCUCUGGUACGAGCGGAAGAACGAAAGCGCUUUAAUCGAGAAGUGGAUAAUCUUCGGGCAUCUCUGUUGCAGGAAUAUCGCAAUAAACAGGAGCGUCUUCAAGAACACGAGCGUGAAUUGGAACUCGCUUUUGUCGCUCGAAGAACGGAACUCGAGACGUCACUGUUUGAAACGCGCCAGUCGCUGUUCAAAGACCUAGAGAGAUUACGAGUGAAAGAGGCCGAGUUGCAAGUGAAAGUGGAAAGCGAUAUCCGUCAUUUCGCCAGCGAAACUCAGCGCUUCCAACUGUGGGAAGAAAGUGUACGAACACAAGAAGCAAAUCUAGAGGGGAUCGUCGGCCAAGCAAUGCGGGAGAAAGAGCGUGCGUGGAAUAUCGAGCGCCAACAAGCUCUCGCUGACAUUCAAACGAAGCAAGACGACCUUGCUGAUCGCGAAAGAACACUUGCAGCAGAGACAGGAACGGUCAAGACGCUUAAAACUCAAGUUGUGACCUUACAACAAGAAGUUGCGGCGUUGGAAGCUGCACUGUCGAAAUCGGGAGAUGAACUUCGCAUAGCUCAAAGUUCAGCGCUUCAGCUUAAUAAGGACCGACAACGGCUUGAAGAAAAAGUGGCAGAAUUGGAGACUCAACUCGGAGAACAAAAUACUAACUUUGUGGACGUUAACACUACGAAUGCUCGGCUCGUUGCCGAGAAAAGUCUGGUUAACGACGAUUUAUUACGUUACAAGCAAAAGAACACCGAGAUCAAAGAACAACUGAAGUUAAUAACCGUGGAAGUAAAGUCACUGCAGCAACAGAUUCUCGACAUGAAACUGAAUGAAGCCAACGCUAUUGUCGCUGAACGCAAGAAGUUCAUGCAAAUUAUGGAGGAAGAGCGCGAACGUUCACGGUGGAAAGAAAGCGAGCUGCUAGUAAAAUUACGGGAAAUGCAGAGUCGCUUGGCGGAAUCUGAAGCUCUAGCAGAAAAAUACCAGAGCCAGUACGAGGACGAGAGAGUUCACGUGGAAGCUUUGCGGCAUGACGUAUCGAGCUUAAAUUCACUGUUAACUCAAGCUCAAGCGACAAUAAAUGCUAAGCAUGGUCCUUCAAGACAGACGGGAAGUUUCAGAGCACAACGGAGUAGUGAUUCGUAUGAAACACCACAUUUUGCAGCCUCUGACCAUCAAAUGCCAGGAGGGAGCGAACGUACAUUUAUGAUGAAGAUGAUGGAGAUGAUGGCAAACUUUCAGCAAGAACGUGCUGGUAAUACUGGAGUUACGCCGGAUAUUAGCCACACUCAUACGUUUCAAGCAGCAACUAUAUCGCCCACGCCUCAGCUGCACAGUGAAGAGCAAGAAGAGGCUAAACGGCUUAAAGGAGAUCAAGAACGCAUCGAACGAGAACUUACUGAACAACGCGAGUAUGAAAAGAAGCAGCAAGCACGAAAAGAGGAGCAAGAACGAGAGCUAGCCGAGCAGCACCGAGAGUUCGAAGAGAAACUUGCUCGUAUGCGUCGUGAUCGUAUUGAAGAAGAAGAAAGGAUGGAGGAGUUACGUAAACGAAAUCGAGCUGAAGAAGAAGCGAAGUUGCAAGAGGACUUGGCACGACAGCGUGCGGAGGCUGCAGAGUUACAGCAGAAAUUGGUGGAGCAACACCUGGCGGACGAGAAGCAAAGAUUAGAGGAGGAGCAAGCGUUUAAAGAGAGAAGACUAGCUGAAGAGCAGAAGCUGAACCGGGAAAUUGAGGCAAAGCGUAGUCAGCAGCAAAUUGAAGACGAGUUGGCAGCCAAGCAAAGAGAAGAACGAGAAGCCGAGGAUGAGAGACUGAGACUGGUGCGCAAAGCGCAAGACGAACAAGAGCGGAUUAGGUUGGAACAAGAACAAGCCAGAGCUCUUCAAGCUGCGAUGCAAAAACAAGAAGAAGAUCGUCGACAGGAAGAACUACGUCUUGCUGAAGAGAGAAUCCUCAAAGAUGCUGUGGAGGCAUCUGAUACCGAAGCAAUAGAAGAAGCGUCGUGGAAGGAGUCCAGUAUUGAAGACGAAGACGAGGAACCCAAUGACAAUGAAGAAAAAUCUGGCUCUGAUGUGGAAGAGAUCCCUCCAAAUGAUAACGUUGCGGAAGAUACAACGAGUGAUGUUCAUUCCGAUAAUGAAGCAGCAGAAGAGUCAGUAGCCAGCGCUGGUAGUCACAACGGCGCUCAGGGUGACGAUGCAGCUAGUGACAUUUCAACAAUUAUAGAGAAUAUGCCAGCGAAGACUCCAGAAGAAGAGGAACAAGAACGACAGAAAGCUGCUGAGGAGGCCAAGAAGAAAGAAGACGAGAAUGUCAUCGACGUAUACAGACAACGAGUUCUUGCUCGAAAAGCAGCCGAGAAGCAACGCCAACAGGAACUGGAAGCUGAAAACGAGCGAAAGGCAAAAGAAGAGGAGGAACGGCAGCGAGCUCAGCUCUUGGAUGCAAGUGGAUCAGAUCAAGAACUCGAGCUGUCAGGUGGAUCAUUCGCCGAAUCCAGUGCUGCAAGCAACAGUGACUCGUUCUAG